Messenger RNA from Nicotiana attenuata, 1089 nucleotides. RefSeq lists its product as uncharacterized. The record is from RefSeq and is a predicted model, not a curated record. Lineage: Eukaryota; Viridiplantae; Streptophyta; Magnoliopsida; Solanales; Solanaceae. Bases 1 to 1089 code for a protein of 362 amino acids. The transcript has 3 exons.
AUGAUCAUCAUAUCUUGGAAUGUGAGAGGACUGAAUAAGUCCCACAAGCAGCGAGAAGUGAGAAAAUUCUUGCUGAAAAACAAAGUGGAUAUGAUAGCUUGCCUUGAAACUAGAGUCAGAAAGCAGAAUGCAAAGGAUAUCCAAAGGAAAACAGGGAAUGAAUGGAAAAUUGAAGACAAUUAUGAAUAUGCACCAAAUGGUAGAAUAUGGUUAAUGUGGAAGGAAGUCGAUGUCAAUGUCACAGUACUGGAGAAGACAGAGCAGUUGAUUCAUUGUUAUGUACAAGAUAAGAACUCUGCAUUCACUUGCUACAUAACAUAUGUUUAUGGAUUGCAUACUGUUCAGCAUAGAAAAUCACUAUGGGGAAACCUAAAAAAUGUACAAUUGAAUGAUCCUUGGCUUAUAAUAGGAGAUUUCAAUAGUGUACUCAAUGUUGAUGAUAGAAUAAGUGGUAAUACUGUACAGCAAGUUGAAGUAGUAGACUUCCAAAAUUGUAUUGAAGAUAUAGGAGUGGGGCAAAUUACCAAAAGAGGAGGUAACUUCACAUGGUGUAACAAAAGAGAUGCUGAAAUCAGGAUAUACAGUCAUAUAGAUUGGGCCUUUGGGAAUGCUGAAUGGUUCAACCUAUACACUGGUAUUGAGGCUCACUACAUGCUUCCAGGAUGUUCAGACCAUACACCAAUAAUGAUCAGUACUGAGGUGCAGAAAAUGAAAGUUAACAGACCUUAUAGACUGUUAACUACAGUAAUGAAGCAAGUAGAAUACAAGGAGAUUGUGCAAAGAAUAUGGAAACAAAGAAGUGGAGGAGAUGCUAUGAACACUAUCCAAGGAAAAUUGAAUGAAGAUUAUUUUAAUGCAGGACUGAUAGAUGAUGAAAGAAAAUGCUUAGCAGAUAUUGAGAAGUGGGAAGCAGUCCAAGAACAAAUACUAAGGCAGAAAUCAAGAGCUACAUGGAUCCAAGUAGGAGACCAAAAUACAAAGUACUUUCAUGCUUGUGAAGAUCACAGAACCAAAGCUAAUUCAACAGGAGUUCAUCCAGUUCUUCAAGCAGUUGAUGGGGAAAGCAGCAGACCAAAUGCCAGGGAUUGA